CGCGCGUAUUCUGAAAGAGGUUCCGUAAGUGGUAUUAGGAUGUGUUCUUUGGAAUUGUUUCCCGACCCUCCACCUUAUGGAGAUGCAACUCUUUUGGAAUUUAACAAUAAAAUGGUUCCUGGCUUGUGUUUCGAAAGCCCUCCCAAAUCCUUUCAAACAGAGGUACAAAAUUCUCCAACUCUUAGGUUUGGUGCAUCUCCCAGAGCUUUUUAUCCCUCUGGAUGCAGUGAAAGCUCCAGGUAGGAUGGAGCUGAGCAGUAAAGGAGCUUUUAUUCAUCACAGAGAAGCAGUCUGGAAGCGGUGUUUGAAUGCUUGGCACAAUAUGGGACUUGCUGGCUUCCUGGAGGAGAUGUCAAACUCUGAAGAAGAGGUGCCUCCCUGGUUGGGUCGAUUAGCCUGCUGCUCUCUCGCUGUAUGUCGUUGGCUUUCCUCUUUUCAUGGGUCUCUAUUCUCACAUCUUAGGAUGAAGAGUGAGGAUCUCACAGCAGAAUUUUCACAGGCCCUCAACUGGGCCAACUGUUCACUUCGUGCUUUUGCUUGGCAUCCCCACACCAGCAAGUUUGCUCUGGCUUUUCUAGAUGACUCUAUCCGGGUGUACACAACUGGGAGCUCAACAGUGCCGACUUUGAAGCAUCGCUUACAGAAAGAUGUAGCAUGCAUGGCAUGGAAACCCCUCUGUGCUUCUAUCCUGGCUGUUGCAUGUCAGAGCUGUGUUCUGGUAUGGCACGUCGACCCUACUUCCCUAUCAACCAGACCAUCUUCUGGCUGUGCUCAGAUCUUGUCAUAUCCAAGUCACAGUCCUGUCACCAAUGUGUGUUGGUCUCCUAAGGGUGGUGCGCUGCUCUCUGCCUCUCCUGUAGAUACCACAAUGCUGGUUUGGGAUGUAGCUACAGAAAGCUGUGUACCAUUGCAAAGAGUUGGAGGAGGGGGAGUUACUUUCCUGUCUUGGUCUCCAGAUGGUAGCAAAGUUCUAGCAGCUACUCCGUCCCCUAUCUUUAGGGUGUGGGAGACACAGAUGUGGACAUGUGAGCGUUGGCCAACACUGAAGGGACGCUGCCAGGCCGCUUGCUGGAGUCCAGAUGGAAGUCGUCUCCUGUUUGCCGUCAAGGAGGAAUUUGUCAUCUAUAGUUUAUCUUUUUCAGUCUCUGAAGGAGAGACAAAGGGCUAUGUUGGAGGAAGUCAAAGUGCCACUGUGGUUGCUGAUGUGUCUGAAGUAGUACGUGACACUGAGUGGGGAGAAGUCAGAAUUGGUGGUGAGAUACAGUCUAUGGCCUGGGACCCAAGUGGGGACAGACUUGCGGUGCUGUUAAGAGGGAAUCCAGAGUACGAGACAAGCCGACCGAUCAUUGUAGUUUACAGGACUCGGAAUAGUCCCCUCUUUGAGCUUCUGCCCUGUUGCUAUGUUCAGGGUAAAGAGGGAGAAAUACCACAACUUAUGCAGUUUCAUCCAUCCUUUAAGAAGGGGGCAUUGCUGACUGUGCUAUGGAAUUCAGGCCGUCUCACUCAUGUCCCUUUUUACUUUGUCAAUGCACAAUUCCCACGCUUCAGCCCAGAGAGAAAUGCUGUUAUUUCAGGAAAUGGCAGUAACACAACUUCAACACGGACUCUUUUUACAGAGAUGUGAUUUACCUGAGAGAAAACGCAAUUUCUUAGAACAUUAAAAAAUCUUUAGACAAGGUGUUAAAGCUUUUUCUUAAACCUUUAAAAUAAGACACCAUUCAACACUAAAGCAAGAAUAUACCCUCAAAACAGAAGAAUGAGAGAAAUUAAAUAUAUUCUUUGUGGUAAGUGCUUAAGUUUAGGGAUCUACAUAAAGAAAUAUUUAUUACCACCUCAAGAUCUAGAAAACUGUGCAUAAAAAUCUGGAUAUUCAUCUUUACAAAAUAUGUUACAUAAAUGGGAACACCAAAAAGACACAAAUAUUAAUGGACUGUACAAGAUACAAGCAGCUUUCCUUUUCCUGUGUCCCUUAAAGUACCUGGAACUAAUCAUUACAACACGCGUAUAUCUUGAUUGCUGCUAAAAUAAUAAAAAACAGCCUUUUCACUUAGUAUUUGUUCAGUCUUUAUACAAAAUGUGUUAAUUUGUUAAUUUAAUUAAUAAAAUCUUAGAGCAAAAAUA
Bombina bombina (fire-bellied toad) is the source of this 2121-nucleotide messenger RNA. RefSeq names its product aladin WD repeat nucleoporin (gene AAAS). The record is from RefSeq and is a predicted model, not a curated record. NCBI's taxonomy places the organism in Eukaryota, Metazoa, Chordata, Amphibia, Anura, Bombinatoridae. Bases 77 to 1624 code for a protein of 515 amino acids. Gene Ontology annotation, molecular function: protein binding. Gene Ontology annotation, cellular component: nuclear pore. Gene Ontology annotation, biological process: nucleocytoplasmic transport. The transcript is spliced from 17 exons.